AUGGAGUUUGUGGACGCGAUUGGAGAGCUUAAAGCUCUACCAGAAGGCACUCACCUCCUAUGCCCGCGCCAAAACGAAGACGAUUACGGACGAUACGAUGAUUUGACCCAAGUGAAUGAGGAUGGGAAGAAAGUGAAAGACAUCGUGGCAGAGGCCAAGCUGCGGAAGGAGAAGUUCCUCUCUUCUAUGCGUAUACUUGCCUACAGUGCGGACGGUGUGGAGGAACUACAAACCUGGGUUCUGGGCAAGUUGGAUGACUCCUUAGAGAAAUGUGAUCUCUGUAUCAAGGAGUACUACACAGGGAAGAUCUGGCUCAUGGAACUGCUCAAAGAGGACUAUCAAGAAGAGGAUAUUGAGACAUUUGCUCAGCGAGUUGAUCAGUGGGACAUCAAGCGUAUAACACGAAAUUUGACGACUGCUACUACGCAACUCAAGAGUGUUCCUCCGGAAAAGAUUGCGUUGGACACCUUGGACCGGGCGGCCUUACUGGCAAUAUUCGAGACUUUAAGUUGCGAGGCCAUGCUUCGCAGUGACAGUCUUCUUCAACAGUAUUUUGAUGAGCCUUUCCAGCUCAUCCAGACAAAACGGACACUGAAAAUCUCGGACUACGUCCCUGCUGUUUCCCGCUUCUUAUUUGACUCGAAUCAGCUGCGUAGCUUCUGGGCUAUCGCAACGUGGACCCGCUACAACCGGCCUCCAACAACAUUGGAGUUUGAAUGGGCCCUUCGGGAUGGGAUUCUCAGCGCAUUGCAGGCUGCUUCCCAACAGCCUCCACAGAUGCCGCUCAUCCAGCGUCUAUGGCGUGGAAUGCAACUCAUUCUGAAGAAGUUAGAUAAAGAGCAGAUCACGCACCAGCUCCGGGCGCUGGACAUUGAUCCAUGUCGUCUUUCGGUUGAUCACCUGGCGAUCCCAACACCAGGCCUCAAAUUCCUUCUUAACACUAUGCAGAUCUUCCUAGAAAAGGCUCCGGCCGACUUUUGGGAUGCAAUGCAGACCAUCUCACCGCAGGCACUUAUUGAACAGACAUUCCAUAACCCUCAGUUCAGUACCUUCUUGCGGCAGGUUCAAGAGGGAGAAUCAUGGGAUAAAUCUGUUCUAAAGGACAUUUUAUCAUGGAUCAGUCCGUUCUUGACAUCGUUAAAAGGUGCUCACCAGCCGUCUGCUUGUCGAGCCCUGGCUUUGCCAUUGUUGAAACGCUUCCAAGACCCCCAGUUCCCCAAUCUAGCUCGGUAUCAUUGUUUCCACGCUGGACUGCUCAGCCUUUUACAUACCUUGCGAUUCUUCACGGAUGAUGAAGCAUCUCGAGGGUCUGUUGCACGAGUGGUCUUGAAAGAAACCAUGGAAGUGUUAGGAGAUACCAUUCAUAUUAUUUUGAAUCCUCCAACAUUUGCCAUUGAAGCACAACUGCAGAAGAAUAUCGUCUCGUUGUGUAUGGAUGUUGUCCGUAAUACCUUGGCUCUCGAGUGUCAAUCGCUUAAGAGUGACUACGAGGUCAUCUUGCGACAGGGCACUCUCUCGCAUGGAGUUUCUACGUAUUCGGCACCUAUCUGGGACGCGGUCAUCAAACAUCUUCACCCGAACAAUCUCUCCCUUUCCCAGUCUGCUCUUCUGGGAAUUCUGCCGUUGGUGGGCCUAGAGGGGUUCCCCACGCCCUCAAAGGGCGAAGGCAAUCCGGAAAAGAAACACUUCAACUCGAUCUAUGGCCAUCUCACAAAACUAUCCUGCCAGAUCAUUGAACGACUGUCCGACUUUCCACCGGAGCAUCUGAAUGAGUUGUUUUCAGUACAGGACACGGCUAGCGCACUGAUCUCUGCGCUGUUCGCCGCCGACCUGGACACGUACCAAGCCUCUGUUGAUUUGAUCAAGAACGUCAGCGGUCAAUCUGCUCGACGAGAUGCGAUCUCGCAUCUACUGGAUACCUUCUUCCUACCGACCAUGUACGGUCUCAGUUGGUCAUUCCGCCGAAUUUCCAACAUGAAGACGUUUGCCCCUGCCCCUCGAAUGCUCCAUACAGGAACCGAUAUUGUAGAGAUUCUGUGUAACAGCCAGACUGGCAUGCUUCGAACGCGCAACCUCACUGAUCGUAAAGAAAUUCUGUCAUUGCAAAAAUUGUGGGAGUUCCUGUGGUCAGCACUGAGUACAAUCUUCGAUGAGACGGAGGCAUGGCACCUUCGAGGCAAUGACAAGUCUGUCAUGCUAGAGUUCUGUCGAGACACCAUUCAAUUUGCGGAUUUUCUCUUCGAUCAGUAUGGAGUGUUCUUAGGUGCCUUGGGGGGAACGGAGUCCGAGCAGAAGUCAGUAUCAGAGAAUUUCCUCAACUCUCCCAAUCGGACCAUGAAUGCUAUGGUCAAAUGGUUGAGAUUAAAGGAUGAGUAUCUAGCCAAUACUCUAGUGGGCCUCGUAGCUAAGCUAUUGAGGAGACUGGGGUCGCUGGAUGUGGAAGUGACAGCAGAGGCAGCGUUGAGGUUCAUUGAGGGUGUUGCAGUGAAUGCUACAAUCAAAACAAUCCUCACCCCGCGUGACAAGGCAGAAUUGGUUAGGGCUUUAGAAGCCUACCAAAAGAAGCCUGUGGUCACUGCUUCCACUGCUUCUCUCAAGAAGCAGUCCUCAAUCACCUCUUUCGCCAAACCUGUCGAUCCUUCACUUUCUUCCUCCCACAUCCCCAGCGAUGACGAUUUCGACGAAAUUCCUGAAUCUACUUAUGAACUUUCUCGAUCCGUCGAAUUGAACAAAUAUCGUCGUGCUGCUUUAUCGAAGCGCCAAUCUGACCCUCCCACGAAAAUGGGACUCUCAGCCUUCAACAAAGCCCUGCCGAUAUCAAAACAGGGUGCAGCUCACCCACCUGUACGAUCCACCACAAACGAUGUCACCAAUGUCUUGUCUUUCCGUGAGAAGCGUGAGCGUGAAAAAGAGGCAAAGAAGCGACGUGAUCAAGCUGAGCUGGCACGUCUCAAGGGACAUCUCCCUCAUGGGGUUGCGGGUCAAACUGCCGAGCAAGGCUCAGGCUUGAAAGGUAUUGGUAUCAUGGGUAAAGAUCAUGCAAUUCCUCUAGAUAGUAUGAUGGUUUCGUCCGGCUCUGACACUGAAUCCUCGAGUGAAGAUGAGCUUGAUAAAGCGCUUUUUGGCGCCAAAGCCAAGAAACCAGAGGCUGUAGCCGCUUACGAACAGAGCAAGAAGCAGUCCCUCCAGCAGAUGCCCGUGAAAAAGGUUCGACGUCACCGUUCCAUGAAGGAUAUGCGCGCCCGUCUGGCCCCAGACCUUGGAUCUCUGCAUCAUGCCGUGUUGUCCUGGGAUUACUUUGCAACCGGCGACCAACCCCCUAAUUUAGAUGGAAGCGACUAUGCACGGGUUACCAACACAUACCGCUCUCCUAAUGAUUAUCAAAGCACUUUUCAACCCUUGUUGAUCCUCGAAGCCUGGCAAGGAUUCCAACAGGCCAAGGAAGAAGGAUCCACCCGCCCAUUCGAGGUUAAGGUCAUGUCCCGAUUGAUCGUCGACUCCUGGAUCGAAUUCAGCACCCAACCCCUGGGCCAACCCGUGAAGGAUUUCAGCCUCGGCGAAGGCGACCUUAUUCUGUUUUCGAGCUCGUCAAAUCCCACCGGGGAUCCCAAUGCCGGACAUCUUCUAGCGCGCGUUUGCGGCGUCAACCGCAAAAAUGGAAGGCAGGAAGUUACCUAUCGUACAAACCCAGGAAACGGAAACAACAAAUACCUCACGUCAUUCGCCACUGGAUCUACUGCUUUUGCCGCCAAAAUUACAUCCCUAACCCCCGUGGAACGUGAAUUCGGCGCCUUGAGUGCCCUACAGUACUACGAUUUGUGCGAGGAGAUUAUUCUGGCCAAGCCGUCCCCCAUCCUUACCUAUGCGGAAACGAAACUCCAGUCAUUCAUGAACAACUAUCUCGUCAACCUUGCUCAAGCCAAGGCGAUCAAGUCAGCCAUCGACAACGAUGGCUUCACUCUCAUCCAGGGACCUCCUGGUUCCGGUAAAACUAAAACCAUUACUGCCCUCAUCGGCAGUCUUCUUUCAACUUCCCUCGAAAAAGCCGGGGUUUCGAUUGGAAGUGGCUAUGCUUCUACACGAACUCCUUCCCGAAAAAUUUUGGUCUGUGCACCCAGUAACGCUGCCGUGGACGAACUGGUCAUGCGUUUGAAGCAAGGAGUCAAGACCAUGAAUGGACGUGAAGAGAAGAUCUCAGUUGUUCGUCUUGGAAGAGGCGAUGCGAUCAACGCCAAUGUACUCGAUGUCACUCUGGACGAGUUGGUCGCUGCUCGAUUGAACAAGGAUCCUACUUCCAACAAUUCUGUCGAUAUGAAGAAGUUGUACGAAGAGCACAAGAACACUGACACUGCAUUCAAAGAAGCUCGUUCGCGUCUAGAUGAGUGCAGAGCAAAGGGACUGCCCGCUCCCGAUGAGCUCGAGCGCGAAUUCGAGAUGCUGAAAAAGAAACGGGCUCAACAUAGUGCGGCGAUCGACAAGGGCCGUGACCAAACUCAUACCAACGCUCGUAACGCCGACCUGCACAAGAAGCGUGUCCAACAGGAGAUUAUCAACGAGGCCCAUGUCAUCUGCGCUACUCUCAGCGGUUCCGGCCACGAGAUCUUCCAGUCAAUGAGUAUCGAGUUUGAGACCGUCAUUAUCGAUGAGGCGGCCCAGUGUAUCGAGCUAAGUGCAUUAAUUCCACUCAAAUACGGUUGCUCCAAGUGUGUGCUUGUUGGUGACCCGAAACAACUGCCGCCCACCGUCCUUUCCAGAAUGGCGUCCAAGUUCCAGUACGAGCAAAGUUUGUUCGUCCGCAUGCAGAAGAACCACCCUCGCGAUGUCCACCUGCUGGAUACACAGUAUCGUAUGCAUCCUGAUAUUAGUCGCUAUCCCAGUCUUACUUUCUACGACGGCAAACUUCAGGAUGGCCCCAAUAUGGCCAAGCUCAACAGCCGUCCUUGGCAUCAUAGUGACCUGCUUAGUCCCUACCGAUUUUUCGAUGUCCAAGGCAUGCAUUCAAGUGAAGCCAAGGGGCACUCGCUGGUCAAUUACGCCGAGUUGCAAGUCGCUAUGCAGCUGUACCAACGUCUAGUUACUGAUGUCAAGGAAUAUGACUUUGAUGGUAAGAUUGGUAUCAUCACACCCUACAAGGGUCAGCUAAGAGAGAUGAAAACCCGGUUCGCCCAGCGAUAUGGCGAGGACAUUCUUAAGAAAGUUGACUUCAACACGACCGAUGCCUUCCAGGGACGUGAAGCCGAAGUUAUCAUAUUCUCCUGUGUUCGUGCCUCGAGCAACAAGGGCAUUGGUUUCUUGGCUGAUAUCCGACGUAUGAACGUCGGUCUUACUCGUGCCAAAACCUCCCUGUGGGUCCUGGGUAACUCCCGGUCCCUGGAGCAGGGUGAAUUCUGGAAUGGCCUCAUCAAGGAUGCACGCACUCGUAAUGUCUACACCGAAGGCAACAUUGCUCGUCUCCUUGAGCAGCCGCAGUUCACUGGGUACAAGGAAGUCAAAAUGGAAGAAGUCGAUACAGCCGAGACUGAAGAAGCACCAACUCCUGUGGAGUCUGCUGUCUCGACCCCCUCUAUCUCUUGCCCAUCCUCGGCAUCAAUUGGCCUUGAUUCUCGUUCAGUCUCGGUAUCAGCUUCGGGACGGGGCACCCCUCCCAUUGCCCCUCCCGAUGGGCCUUCUGGUGGAUUCUCGGGUUUGGAUAAAUCAAAAAUGUGUGGAGUCUGUGGCAGUGCCGAUCAUUUUACCCACAAUUGCGAUAACACUGAAGCCAAGUCUGCGGCUCGUGGAAAAUGUCACCGAUGUGGCCGUGUCGGCCACAGCAAGAAUCAUUGUACCACGGAGCGCUGCGAGGAAUGCGGUGAAUUCGGACACAGGAUGCUCAAGUGCAUGGCCCCACAAUUUAUCAGUAAGGAGGCAAAGCUCCGUAUCAAACGCGAAGAGAACCAUUUCAAGGAGCAACAGCGACAAAUGACUGAGCGCCGACGCCAAUCCCAACUUGGUGACCAUAAUCGCAAGAUACCUGUUGUUCAGGCAACUACUGGCUCGUCCUUUGAGAACCCUGGAGGCAAACGAAAGCGUACCGACACUUUAGUUCCAGAAGGCCCCAAGGCAUCGCGUCCCCGCACAGAGAACAACCCACCAUCGAAUGCUCCGAGACGUCCACGAGGAGCAGCUGCACCAGUGAAUGCUCCCAAGAGUCCACGAGGGGCUGCUCCCCCUGCACCUGCUGCACCUACUGAUCUCAUCAAACCGUCUCGAGAUGGGCCCGCUUACCCGACCACAAACAAGUCAAACAAGCCGCCACCAGACGCCCCGUCGGGACCGAAGGAUAUGACAAACCCCAACGGUGGUCAACCAAAGCCUCGUCCCCCAGUCAUGCGCAAGAAGAAACAAGUCGAUCCGUUUAUACGCCCCAAGCCACGAAAGUAG
This is a messenger RNA of Penicillium odoratum, 6420 nucleotides long. Its product is annotated as putative tRNA-splicing endonuclease. Gene Ontology annotation, cellular component: nuclear body. Bases 1 to 6420 code for a protein of 2139 amino acids. Gene Ontology annotation, molecular function: helicase activity; zinc ion binding; transcription termination site sequence-specific DNA binding. Lineage: Eukaryota; Fungi; Ascomycota; Eurotiomycetes; Eurotiales; Aspergillaceae. The record is from RefSeq and is a predicted model, not a curated record. Gene Ontology annotation, biological process: termination of RNA polymerase II transcription. The transcript has 4 exons.